AUGUCUCAAUCUUUAAUUCUAUUUCGAGGUUCUGGUAAGAUUGAAUAUCAGUAUAAUAAUAAAGUGGGUCCCUUUAAUGAGUUUAUUUCUCAUAUGGUCAAUGGGACAGAUAUCGAGUUAGAACCAGACUUUCAUACACAAAGUAUCAACCAGAAGCGCUUCUAUUCAUUCAGCAAAGAGCAUGUAUAUGCUGCAAUAUAUUUUGACCUCGUUACUACCAUUGAUCGUGAGAAAAUCAAGCACACCUUAGCGGGGAUGAUAAAGAUUUUUAACAAAAUAAGUAAUGAAGAAUAUUCAAAAGAGGAAAUGCAACAGAAGUUGAAGAAAUUGCUUGAUUUCCAGUUCUUACAAUUAAUGAAGUUCAAAACAAGGGAGCAGCAAUUGCCUACCAAGGAAUCCCUGGAAUCGUCGACAGAAGCAAGCGGCACGACACAUGUGACGGGCAAAGCUAAUCCUAAACUGUCAAAAAAGAUGAGGAAAUGGGAUAGCUCUGGUAUAGUAGAAGUCGAGAGCUCGAAAGUCUUAGAUUACUCUGAGCAAAAUGAGGAACAAGAGGAUGUGUCUCAUGGUACUCAAAACUUAGCUAAUAACUCCGCAUUCGUUCACGAAAAUGAAUUGGUUUUAGUUUCAGAACUCAACGAAUUACUUGAUAAUGGCAGUGAUUCAGACUCACAGGAGCCUUCAGAAGAACUAGAUUCAAAGGCAAAGGGAUUUUUCAGCAAGUUUUCGCAAUAUUUUGGUAGUUCGGUUAACCUCGAUGACGUAUCUAAGAAGUUUAAUGAACAAUUGAUUUCUAAGAACAUUGCUCCACCAACUGCCGAGACCAUCAUUACAAGGAUUGAAAGAAAACUAGAGAACAAGAAAGGUGUCAAUAUGAAUAUAUAUAGGCAAGCCUUGUUCGAAGAAUUAACAAAAAUAUUGACACCUAACGUCUCAACUGAUCUACUUUACGAUAUAAAGCGAAGUCACACAACUUCUCGACCUUAUGUUAUUUCUAUCGUAGGUGUUAAUGGCGUUGGAAAGUCUACGAAUUUAGCCAAAUUGGCUUAUUGGUUCCUCCAAAAUAAUUUAAGCGUCUUGAUCUGUGCAUGUGAUACGUUCAGAUCAGGAGCUGUGGAACAGCUAAAAGUUCAUGUAAACAACUUGAAGAAGCUUAAUAACUCAUCCAAUUCUAAAAUUGACAUCUUUGAAAAAGGAUACGGGGGUGGGGACCAUGUUGUUGCUACAGCAAAACUGGCAAUACAGCUUGCGUCGGCGGAAAACUAUGAUGUUGUAUUGAUAGAUACUGCCGGUAGAACUCAUUCAAAUGCUAAACUUAUGGCACCACUCAAAAAAUUCGGUGAUGCCGCUAAUCCUGACAAAAUCAUUAUGGUAGGAGAAGCACUCGUUGGGACAGACUCAGUCGAGCAAGCAAUUAAUUUUAACAAUGCAUUCGGAAACAAGCGUAAUUUGGAUUUCUUUAUAAUUUCCAAGGUCGACACUGUUGGAGAUUUAGUCGGUUCAAUGAUAAAUAUGGUUAUGGCGACAAAAGUUCCUGUUUUGUUUGUUGGAACAGGUCAGACAUAUACCGACAUCAAGAGACUAAGCGUAAAUAAGGUCGUAGAUUUAUUAAUGAAAUAA
Molecule: messenger RNA, 1620 nt
Organism: Priceomyces carsonii
Lineage: Eukaryota; Fungi; Ascomycota; Pichiomycetes; Serinales; Debaryomycetaceae
Gene: SRP101
Product: Signal recognition particle receptor subunit alpha
Exons: 1
Coding region: 1-1620 (539 amino acids)
Biological process (GO): SRP-dependent cotranslational protein targeting to membrane; intracellular protein transport
Cellular component (GO): signal recognition particle receptor complex; endoplasmic reticulum membrane
Molecular function (GO): GTPase activity; signal recognition particle binding; GTP binding
Source: RefSeq, a predicted model, not a curated record